Messenger RNA from Anthostomella pinea, 1722 nucleotides. The record is from the annotation of a GenBank genome assembly. Lineage: Eukaryota; Fungi; Ascomycota; Sordariomycetes; Xylariales; Xylariaceae.
AUGGCUUCUCUGGCAGCAGACAUGUCUUUUGAGUUCAUCUUCCCAUCAUGCGAGCCCGUCACGCCGCCGAGCUUCUCUUUUGACCCGUCUCUGCUCGAGAUUCCCUACAAUUCCGGGCACGCUCGCACAAACUCGUAUGGUUCCAUCUACUCCUCCACCGAGACGUCGCCCUCCGACUCGGUCAGCACGCGCAACACCACACCUUCGCGCUCACCACCACCCAUCCGCCAGCAUGGUCCCAUCCUGCUGCCCAAGAUCCGCUCCCAGGACCAGGCCAUCGCCUCCCCAGCCAAGCGCGUCAAGACCUCGCCUACUCCCACAGCCAGGCCAAGUCGGCAGCAGAGCCGUAAGGGCAGCUUCCGUCCGGCUCACAACCGGAGCUUCACCAACCCUGAGACCCUGAACUUUAACAACUCCUUCUUUGCGCCCACCGAGGACCAGAACUCCUUCACAUCCUCGCUGCUAUGCUCUCCCAUCACAUUCGCCCAGGACAGCAUGCAACCUCGCCGCGCCUCAAGCGUCGGUCUUGAUGGGUCUGCCCUCGAGAAGUACGGUUUCCCCACCUACCGCCAGAUGCCCUCCUACGCCCCGGCCAUGGCUCAACCGCAGCCUCAGCACCAAGCCGAGCAGUUCAUGUACAACUUCACCCCUCGUGCGCCUUCGCCCCUGAGCCUGGCAUCAACACCAGACCCAACACCGUCUACCACGCUCAUGAACUACCUCACAUCCUCCAACCCGGCGCCAUCGCUAGUCCGCACAAUCUCAUUCCCGCUGCGCGACCCCAACACCAAGCACUUCUGGUGGGACGUGCGACAGAUCCGGCCCUGGACUGCCUUCAACCUAUCCACCAUCCUUUCCCUGCCUGGCGCCUCUGGUCUGCUCCACUGCCCAGUACCAUCACCCCUUCUCCAACAGCCCUUGGCCAGUAGUGCGCGCCACCCAGAGACGGAAGCCGCGCUGCAUAACAUCUACGCCAGCUACUACAUCCCCAAGCUCAACGCCGCACUAGCUCUCUCAUCCACGCGUGCGCUCCAACUCUCCGUCCCCUCCACCCACCCCAGCGCCGCGGCCACCAAACCCUCCUCCUCAGGCGCGUCCCCCAACGACCACUUCAUCGUCGUCAACGCGGCGGGCGAGUCCUCGACGGCGGCGGCCAUGUUCGGCGGCAAGCCGACGGCGCGCGCCGUCGGGCUGGUCAAGAGCUUCGACCGCUUCAACACGGGCAUGCGCGUCGAGGGCAACGUCAAGCGCGUCGAGUACCUGCGCGGGCUGGCGCACCUGCACCACGCCAUGCGCGAGCACGGCACGCGAUACGGCUUCAUCCUCACCGAGAUCGAGCUCGUCGUCGUGCGCAACGGCGGUGAGGCCACGCCGCACUUUGGGUACCUCGAGGUCGCCAGUGUGCAGCUCGCCACCUCAACCCAAGGAGAGGACGGAGGAGAUGACGAAGAGGGCGAGCUGACGGCUUGUCUGGCGCUUUGGGGUUUGUGCAUGAUGGCUGCUGAUGAGUCGGCACCUCAGGGCCAGGCGGGCUGGAGGGCGGAGAUUGGCGCGCCGGCUGAGGGCACGAGGCGCAAGGCGCUGCCGCGCGAUGAGUGGAUGCCGCAGCCGCAGCUGGCGGAGAAGAGGGAGGCGAAGCGGGCGAGGGGGUGGGUGUCGCCUGAGGAUCCCGUGGGCCGGAAGGAGCUGGGUAAGAGGGGGGUGCGGUAUGGCGGGUGCUAG